This is a messenger RNA of Sitophilus oryzae (rice weevil), 369 nucleotides long. RefSeq lists its product as uncharacterized. The record is from RefSeq and is a predicted model, not a curated record. The transcript has 3 exons. NCBI's taxonomy places the organism in Eukaryota, Metazoa, Arthropoda, Insecta, Coleoptera, Curculionidae. The coding region runs from base 1 to 369 and encodes 122 amino acids.
AUGAAGAAGAUCAAAUUGAGGUUUUGGGAUUAUUUGCUGCAGAGCCCACCAGCUACUUGCGGACAGCAGCACAACAGACAGGAAUAUCACAUGAGACUGACUGGAAGAUAUUGCAUUUACUACAUUUUGCUGAUUACUCUCACAAUCGCAAAUGCUCUACCAGCCAAUACGGCGUUAGAAGCGGGAAAAGAACCAGCGUUGAAAGAGACGGAAUCAUCUUUUUUCCAAUGGAAGAACUAUAAAAUUGCAGCUAUUACUACAGAUAUCCUCUUCCACCACGCGGCUCACCUGAUUAAACAUCUCCCUAGAGCUAUGAAUCCCGCACAGAAUCUCUCUGCUGGCGACAAGCCGACAAACUGUCCAGGAUAA